Cinclus cinclus is the source of this 1711-nucleotide messenger RNA. RefSeq names its product C1q and TNF related 8 (gene C1QTNF8). The record is from RefSeq and is a predicted model, not a curated record. Lineage: Eukaryota; Metazoa; Chordata; Aves; Passeriformes; Cinclidae. Gene Ontology annotation, molecular function: protein binding.
AGGAAAAGGAGAAGGAGAAGGAAAAGGAAAAGGAAAAGGAAAUGGAAAAGGAAAAGGAAAUGGAAAAGGAAAAGGAAAUUGAAAAGGAAAAAUAAAUUCAUAACUCAAAGUGAUUUUAAAUAACCUCCCAUGGUGCUUUUCCCGAGGAAGUGACUGAGGGUAAAAAAGCGUGGGCACAAAAAUCAUGGAAUUCUGGAGUGGUUUGUGUUGGGAGGGACCUUCAGGCUGAUGCAGGUCCAUGGGCAGGGACAAUUCCAGCUAUCCCAGGCUGCUCCAAACCCCAGUGUCCAGCCCGGCCUUGGACACUCCCAGGGAUCCAGGGACAGCCACAGCUGCUCUGGGAAUUCCAGGCCCCUCCCAGGGAAGAAUUCCUUCCCAAGAUCCCGUCUACAUCUCCCCUCUUGCACCUUAAAGCCAUUCCUGCUUUUCCAGCUCAUGCACAAAUCCCAGAGAUUUUAUUGCGGCUUUGUUUUUUCCUUUUUUUUUCCCCCUUUCUCCUGCGUAAAAAGAUGCCGAAAUGUCCCAAAGAAAAAUUCUUUCCAUGUGAUCCCAGCACUUUCUCUCUUGGCUGCAGCUCGGGAUGUGGUUUUGGGUUUUGUGGUGGAGUUCUCUUCAUCCUUUAUUUUUUUUUAAUCCCAUUUUUUUUUCACUUUUUAUUUCCACCCCUGGGAGAGGCCCUGCGGAAUUCCAGACUGGCAGCAAAUCCUGAGGAAACCAGAGCGGGACAAAGGCACAGAAGCCCGGCACAAGUUGGUGCUAGCAAAGAAAAACGGGAAAAAAUUCCUUUUGCCAAGGUUUCCUCAGGAUCCAGCCUGACUUUCCGUGUUUCUCUUGGAUCUCAGCACAGAAGCCGCAGCCUGCCCCAAAAAAACUGCAGCAGAAGCUGAGAAAGAGGGAAAUAGGGAAGGAAUAUCCAGGGAUUCUUAGGGACGAGCUGCUCCCGAGGAUGAGCACCCUGAUCCUGCUGCUCCUGCUUUCCGCCGGGAAUGCCGGAUCCCAGCCGGAGAAGGCGCUGCCCAGGCGGCGCCUGUCGUGCGUCAGGUGCUGCGGUCCCUCGGAGCAGCCCGUGUCCAUCAUCUCCCAAAGAUCCGCCAGGAUGAGCGGAGACCCCCAAUAUUCCGUGCCCAAAAUCCAGCCCACCAUCGACAUCACCAUCCUCAAAGGCGAGAAGGGCGAGCUGGGCGAGCGGGGAUUCCCCAGAGCGGCGGGGAAGGUGGGAGAGCGCGGAUCGCGGGGCCCGAGCGGCCCCAAGGGCCAGAAGGGCCAGCCCGGGCCCCAGGGCCACUCCUGCAAGCAGCUCUUCGCCGCCUUCUCCGUGGGCCGCCGCAAGCCCCAGCACAGCUCCGACUACUUCCAGCACGUCACCUUCGACACGGAAUUCGUCAACCUCUACCAGCACUUCAACAUGUUCUCCGGGAAGUUCUUCUGCUACGUGCCGGGGGUUUAUUACUUCAGCCUCAACGUGCACACCUGGAAUUUCAAGGAGACCUACGUGCACCUGAUGAGGAACGAGCGGGCCGUGGCCAUCCUGUACGCCCAGCCCAGCGACCGGAGCAUCAUGCAGAGCCAGAGCCUGAUGCUGGAUCUGCAGGAAGGGGAUGAGGUUUGGAUCAGGAUGUUCAAGAGGGAGCGGGAAAACGCCAUUUACAGCGAGGAGUCGGAUGUUUACAUCGUCUUCAACGGGCACCUGGUCAAACCCGCCCUGGAGUAG